Neurospora hispaniola is the source of this 1581-nucleotide messenger RNA. RefSeq lists its product as uncharacterized. Gene Ontology annotation, cellular component: ribonucleoprotein complex; cytosol; Ubp3-Bre5 deubiquitination complex. NCBI's taxonomy places the organism in Eukaryota, Fungi, Ascomycota, Sordariomycetes, Sordariales, Sordariaceae. The record is from RefSeq and is a predicted model, not a curated record. Gene Ontology annotation, molecular function: mRNA binding. The transcript has 4 exons. Gene Ontology annotation, biological process: protein deubiquitination; ribophagy. Bases 1 to 1581 code for a protein of 526 amino acids.
AUGGCAACAAACGGUAAUGUUAAUCACAGCGACCAGUACGCAGCGCCCAGCUCGACAACCGAGGCCCCCGCCACUGCUUCCACCACUUCCCAGACCCAGAACCAGACCCUGCCCAAGGAUGAGGUCGGCUGGUACUUCGUCGAGCAAUACUACACCACUCUGAGCAAGAACCCCGAGAAGCUUCAUCUCUUCUACGGCAAGAAGUCCCAGUUCGUCUACGGUCAGGAGGCCGAGGUCUCCUCCGUUUCCUAUGGCAGACAGGGCAUCCAGGAGCGCAUCAAGGGACUCGAUUUCCAGGACUGCAAGGUCCGCAUCUCGAAUGUCGAUUCGCAAGGCUCCGGCGACAACAUCGUUAUCCAGGUCAUCGGCGAAACCUCCAACAAGGGCGCCGAGCCCAAGAAGUUCGUCCAGACCUUCGUCCUUGCCCAGCAGCCCUCUGGCUACUUCGUUCUGAACGACAUGCUCCGCUACAUCAAGGAGGAGGGUGAAGAGGAGGUCGAGGAGCCCGCCCAGGAGGCUGCUGCUGCUCCUGAGGAGGAGACUCCCGCUCAGCCUGAGGCUCCUGUCGAGGCCGCCCCUGAACCUGUCGAGGAGGCCAAGCAGCCCGAGCCGGAGGCUGCCGAGCUUGAUGCCAGCGCUGUUGACCAGAAGCUUGAGGAGGCUGCUGAGGAGGAGACGCCCGCUGCUCCCGUCGAGGCCGUCCCUGAGCCUGUCGAGGAGGCCAAGCAGCCUGAGCCAGAGGCUGCCCCCGAGCAGACUGCCGAGCCGGAGAAGAUUGUUGAGGAGAUCACCGAGGAGGAAGUUAAGAAGCCUGAGGAGCCCAAGGCCCCUACACCCACUCCUGCCCCUGCUGCUGCUCCUCGCGCGGCUGCUCCCCCUGCUGCCGAGCCCGAGAAGCCCAAGGAGCCUCCCAAGCCCAAGACUUGGGCCAACCUGGUCGCUGUUGCCGCCGGCCCCAAGCCUGUCGUUCCUCUGACCAAGGCCGCUACUCCUGCGGUUCCUGCCCAGACCCGCGCCGCUGCCCCUGCGGCCGCUCAGCAGCCCGCCGCUGCUCCUCAGGCUGCCGAGACCGCUGCCGCCCCCAAGGAGCAGGCCAACGAGUGGCAAACCGCCGAGACCAAGCGCCAAAGUCGUCCCCAGUCCACCAUCGCCGGCGCCGAGAAGGAGACCGCUAUGGCCUAUAUCAAGUAUGUCACGGAAAAGGUCAAGGAAGAGGACCUCAAGGGUCUCUUGAGCAGCUUCGGCGAGCUCGUCUACUUUGACAUCAAUCGCACCAAGAACUGCGCUUUCGUUGAAUUCAAGACCCAAGCCGGUUACAAUGCCGCCGUUGCCGCCAACCCCCACACCGUCAACGGCGAGAACAUUGUUGUUGAGCAGCGUCGCCCCAAGUCUACCGCCUUCGGUGGUAGCAACUACGGUUCCGCUAACCGUGGCGGCGCUGCUGGACGUGGCCGUGGUGGCUUCGAGGGUGGUCGCUCUGGCAGCCAGAGCGGCGGCCGCGGUGGAUUCGGUGGCCAGUCUCGUGGCCGCGGCGGAGCCAACCGUGGCCGUGCCCCUACUGCUCAAACCCCUACCGCCUAG